AGUUUGCGGCCCUCACUUUCCAUUCCCGAAAUGCACCCGUCCCUUACAACGUGGUCGCAUCCAGCUGGAAGACCCUGGCUGGAGAGAUUGCGGGUGGGGGGGUGGGGAGGAUAAAGGAACUGCUCCCAGGUCCAUGCUGUGCGGUGAUUGGUCGCGGCGAGAUGGACGGAAUCAACCCUCCCAGAAGCCCUCCGUGGGCGCAGGAUGGCUCCGGCUGGGCCUGUCAUCUUGGCCUCCCUGUCUGGCAGCCCCGUUCCCAUUGGCCAUCUGAGUGGGCUGUCGCCUGACCGAAAGCUGCAGCUGAGGGUGAGGCGUGUGUGUGCCCGCGUGUUCGCGCGCGCGUGUGUAUUUUCAGAGCGUAGAAGUUUCUCCGAGUUGGACUCCUCACCGCCUGAGUGUCCGGACGGGGCUGACAAUGCCGCCUCCGGCAGUGGCGAGUUCCGCGCAAUCGCUGGCGUGGAGUCAGUGUCCCACGCUGGAUUCGCGGGUGACGGCGCUGUCUUCACGAUUGCUUUUCUGGCUCUGGACACAUUUCCUGAAGCCCAGCUCCAGGACUCAAGCUUUGAGAUGAAGGCCUGUCUUGUCCGAGGGGAAGGAGCCUGGCAUCGCCUGUGGAGGCAAGGACGGCCUUCAGGAGACGUGCUCACCUCACUGACAACCCUCUUCAGCUCCUCCACUCUGAUUGCUUUUCUGGCUCUGGACACAUUUCCUGAAGCCCAGCUCCAGGACUCAAGCUUUGAGAUGAAGGCCUGUCUUGUCCGAGGGGAAGGAGCCUGGCAUCGCCUGUGGAGGCAAGGACGGCCUUCAGGAGACGUGCUCACCUCACUGACAACCCUCUUCAGCUCCUCCACUCUGUUCCCCUCCGGGACCCCGGGAUCUGGUCAGCCACUGUCCAAAUCCCCCGCAAGGAGAGCAGGCCUCUGGGGUGUCACCUGCACCACAGCGGAACCCAGAUCAGCUCCAGAAAGCUACGAUCCGAAACUCGCGCCGUCCUUCUGCCCAGAGACAGUGCUGGCUCACUGUGCACCCUGAACUCCUGUGAGUCUAGAGAGAGAAGGGGUUGAAACCCUCUUUGUCAUGGAGGGCCUCUGCACUUCUUGUCUCACCUGCCCUGUCUGAGCUCUGUGACCUGUGUCUGCCACGGCACCUGUGGGCCUU
Molecule: messenger RNA, 1158 nt
Organism: Rhinolophus ferrumequinum (greater horseshoe bat)
Lineage: Eukaryota; Metazoa; Chordata; Mammalia; Chiroptera; Rhinolophidae
Exons: 4
Coding region: 205-1032 (275 amino acids)
Source: RefSeq, a predicted model, not a curated record